GAUCGGGUCUCAGAGGCCUCCCACUCGCCCGGCGUGAGUAUGAAUAGCUGCGUUCGCCCGCGCCGGCACCGCUCUGCUGCCUUCCUUCUGCCGCCGCGAUGCUGAGCAUGGAGGGCUUCGUGGGGGCCAGAGCUCUGGGUGAGGAAUCGCUGCAGAUGUGGGACCUCAACAAGCGCCUGGAGGCCUACCUGGCCCGCGUUAAGUUCCUGGAGGAGGAGAAUGAGGGGCUGCGAGCUGAGAUCCAGAGCACCAAGGAGAGCCCGGCCGGGGACCCACGCAGAGCCAGGUACGAGGAGGAGCUGCGGUCGCUGCGGGAUGCGCUGCACCGCGCCUUCACCGAGAAGUGUGCGGCCGAGCUGGCCAGGGACAACCUGUACGAGGAGGUGCAGCAUGUGAAGAGCAGGUGCCAGAAGGAGCAGGCAGCCCGCGAGGAAGCCAAGAGGCAGCUGUCCUCCAGCAAGAAAGAGCUGGAGGAGGAGAGACGGGCGCAGAUCUGGCUGAAGGAGAGAGCUGUGCAGCUGGAGAAGGAGGUGGAAGCUCUGCUGGAGGUGCACGAGGAGGAGAAAGCGGGGCUGGACCAGGAACUCGCCAGCUUCUCUCAGAGCCUGGAGGGCUUCCGUUGUGCUCCGGUGGCAUUCCAGCCCGUGGAGGUGGAGGACUACUCCAAGAGACUGUCAGAGAUCUGGAGAGGGGCGGUGGAGACCUACAAGGCGGAGGUGUCGCAGCUGGAGCGUGCACUUGGCCAAGCCAAGGAGAACCUCUGGCAGGUGGCAGAGGACAACCAACAGAGCCAACUGCAGCUGCGGCACCUGGAAAAGGAGCUGGUGGGGCUGAAGGUGCGGAAGGAGAUGCUGGAGGAGAGCCUGGGCCAGCAGUGGCAGGAGCAGCAUGGAGAGGCUGAGAAGUUCCAGCUGGCCAUCGAGGCCCUGGAGCAGGAGAAGCAGAGCCUGCAGGUGCAGAUCGCCCAGGUGCUGGAGGACAGGCAGCAGCUCAUGCACCUCAAGAUGUCCCUCAGCCUGGAGGUGGCAACCUACAGGACACUGCUGGAAGCAGAGAGCACCCGGCUGCAGAUGCCUCCCGGGGAGUUCAAGCUGGCCAACAGCCUGCGAGAUGUCAAGCUGGAGGUGAGCAGCAGCAAGCACCGUGCCAGCCUUGCUGCCUUCCCCCGGCCUGAGGGGGUGGCACAGCUGUGCAGAACCCCCGGUGAUGCCCUCAAGGCGCUGACUCCCAAAAGCAAGAGCUCCAGUGCACAGGAGUUCCAGAAAAUCAACUCAGUCCUGCAGGCACCGAGGAGCUGGGAGCCUGCUGCCCCCAGCCACGCUGUCCCAGUGCUGUCCCCAGUGCCAGGCAGUGGGGGGGCGGAGAGCCCAGCCCAUGAGUGUGGGGCUGGUGAGGAGUCCCCACUGCAGAGCCCACUGAGUCCUGAACAGCUGGUCAGCCAUGCACUGCAGGAUGCUCUCAAGGAGAUGCAAGAUGAUGCUGAGGCCAAAGAAGUGCCCAAAUUCAGUGCCACCCAGAGUACCAGGGAUGGGGAUCUUGAAGACCCCAUGGAGGAGGAGGAGGAGGCUGCAGGAACCCAGGAGAUGAGUGUUAAGGGUGGCACCAUGUCCUCGUCUGGGCUGUGUCUCUGCAGCAACGUGCCCACAUUGCUAAGUGCCACCCAGAGUGAUGCGGAGAGCCAGGAGAAGUGGGAGGAGGAGAGGAGUAAAGAGGAGGAGAUGUUGAACCCACUGAGCUCCAUGGAGAGUCAGGAGCCAGGGGGAGAGCCCUGGGGAGGGGACACAAGGGGGUCCAGGCUGGAAGUGGGCAAGGAGGACAUGGAGGCCACCAGCAUGGAGGCUCUGCAUGUCUUGGAGCACAAGGAGCAAAGGGAACCCUGGAGCUCCUCCAGAGAGGAUGAGGAAUGUGAGUUCCCAGAUCAGGAGAGGGAAAUGCAAGAAGAAGAGUCCCUGCAGAUGGAAAUCGAAGCUGCUUGUGCUGUCCCUGUGGGGAGCCACCCAAUUUUGCCUGCGGGAAUCCACUUGCAAGAGGACUUUGUUGAGAGAGAGCAGAAGUCUGAGCACCAGUCCCCGUGUGAGCUGGGUGCUGCUGCAGGGGAGGAAAGGGAGCAGAAGAUGUGCCUGGAGAUGAGGGCCUCUAGCAUUGAAGGGGCCGUGCCAGCAGCAGAGGGCUCAGCAGGGUCUGGAGAAGACACCACAGGAAGGGAGAGCACAGGCAGAGCAAGGGAUGAGGAGGAAGAUAAAGGAAGGGAGGCACUUGGAGAAGAAGACCCCCAGGCAGGGAAGGCUUUGGGAGCCAAAGAGGUAAGGCAGGAGAGCACGGGCUUGGAGGAGGCUGAAGGCAUGUGGGAGGAACCUGUGGACCUGUGGGAAGAACAUAGAGACCCCCAGGAUGGACAUGGGGACCUGCAGGAGGAGCAGGAGGACCUGAGGGUGGAACACAGGGACCUGCAGGUGGAGCAUGGACACACCCAGGAGCAGCAUGGAGACACCCAGGAGGAACCUAGGGACCUGCAGGUGGAACAUAGGGACCUGCAGGUAGAGCAUGGGGACCUGCAGGAGGAGUGUGGGGACCUGCAGGAGGAGCAUGGAGACACCCAGGAGGAACACAGGGACCUGCAGGUGGAGCACAGGGAUCUGCAGGAGGAGAAUGGAGACACCCAGGAGGAAUACAGGGACCUGCAGGAGGAGCAUGGGGACACCCAGGAGGAGCACAGGGACCUGCAGGUGGAGCACAGGGACCUGCAUGUAGAGCACAGGGACCUGCAGGAGGAGCAUGGGGACCUGCAGGUAGAGCACAGGGACCUGCAGGUGGAGCAUGGAGACACCCAGGAGGAGCACAGGGACCUGCAGGAGGAACACAGGGACCUGCAGGUAGAGCAUAGGGACCUGCAGGAGGAGCAUGGGGACAUCCAGGAGGAGCACAGGGACCUGCAGGUGGAGCAUGGGGACCUGCAGGUGGAGCACAGGGACCUGCAGGUGGAGCAUGGAGACACCCAGGAGGAAUACAGGGACCUGCAGAAGGAGCAUGGGGACAUCCAGGAGGAGCACAGGGAUCUGCAGGAGGAGCAUGGGGACACCCAGGAGGAGCACAGGGACCUGCAGGAGGAGCACAGGGACCUGCAGGUAGAGCACAGGGACCUGCAGGAGGAGCAUGGGGACAUCCAGGAGGAGCACAGGGACCUGCAGGUGGAGCAUGGAGACAUCCAGGAGGAGCAUAGGGACCUGCAGGUGGAGCAUGGAGACACCCAGGAUGAGUACAGGGACCUGCAGGAGGAGCAUGGGGACAUCCAGGAGGAGCAUAGGGACCUGCAGGUGGAGCAUGGGGACCUGCAGGAAAGGUAUGGGGACACCCAGGAGGAACAUAAGGACCCGCAGGAGGAACAUGGGGACUUGUGGGAGGAACAUGGAGACCCCCAGGAGGAACAUGGGGACCUGUGGGAGGAACACGGGGUCUUGAAGGAAGAACAUGGGGACCUGCAGGAGGAGCUUGGGGACUUGCAGGUGGAGCAUGGGGACCUGCAGGUGGAGCAUGGGGGCCUGCAGGUGGAGCAUGGGGGCCUGCAGGAGGAACCUGGGGAACCUUGGGUGCAGUGUGGGGAGCAGGGCUCUGCAGAGGAUGGGCUGGAGCAGGACAUGGUGCUGCAGCCAGGAGAGGGGGCAUGGGGCAGUGAAGACAAUGACAUUGAGCAAAAGCAGCAAGCACAGGACUGGGAAGAGACAGCGGAGGAUGAAGAGGAGACAGAAGUCGACACUGUCACAUCCCAAGAGCCAGCCCAGGUGGAUGACAACCCAUAUGCAGAGGCAGCAGAAAAUGAGGAGGGAGAUGUCACGUCACCAACAGCAAUGGAGGAAGCCCAGGAAGGUGAGGAUGACGGAGAUGCUGGGAGUGAGGUGCAGAGCCAGCAGCAGCUACAGGGCACAGCAGGACAGGAGGCUGAGCCAGCCCCAGUGCAGGAAGAAAUGAGGUAUGGGGACACUGGAGAGGCACCAAGGGACCCACAGGAGCCAGCUGAGACGCUGGAGGUGCAGGAUGAGGAGCUUAGCUCAGAGCCCGUUGAGCUGGAGAGAGGCAGCCUCGACACUGCAGUGCUGCAGCAGGAUCUGGGCAAUGGCGCAGAGAGUGAUGAGCCCAUGAAGGAGGACAUUGAGUCAGAGGAUGCUCAGUUGGAUGAGCCCAAGCCGUGCAGGAUGGAAUUAGAGGACACGCUGCUCAAUAGCACGCCGCUAUGUGCAUACAGCGGGGAGGUGCUGGAGACUGACCCAAACCCUCCAUCCAGUGGAGGGGAUGGGGAAAUAGAACCUGAAAUGGCUCUGGAGGAGGAAGGGGAGCUGAGAGGGAGUGAUGAAGCAGUGGUUCACGCAGAGACAGAGAGCUGUGAGGAGUCAGGGAUGGAGCUGAGCUCUGCGCCAGAAUGCAUCGAGGAGGAGGAAGGGUACUUCAUAGUUUCUGCUCCCAACCAAGAGGGGUCCAGCAUUGAGGAAGCUGAGAACUUAGAGGAAUUUGAAGAAAUUAAAGUUGAAGCAGCAGAAGACAGAAAGGAUGAACUAACAGCGCCUGCAGUAGCCUCUCCGGUGCUAGAGGAUGAAGGGCACUUGGAGCCAUUUGGGGAGGAAGCUGAAGAUGUGAAAAUGCCCACAGGAGAACUGGAGAUACCAAAGCAGGAGGAUGAGGAGGAUGCAGGGGGUUUUGCUGCUGAGCUGGAAGAAGGACUGGCUGUGCCCAUGGAUGAAGGGCUGUCUGAGGGGCACACUGAUAAGACCAUCCUGGGUGAUGAGGGCCUGGGGGAGGAGGACGUGCAGGAUAGUGACAACCCCCCAGCCACUGAGACCUCCAACACUGACCCCUCCAACACUGACCCACCUCCAGGCACCAUGCUGGAGCAUGGAUCUGGCAUGGAGGCAGCUGAAUAUCUCCCCGAUGUGCCCACACAGAUGCCAGAAGACAUGAAGGACUCGGAUAUCCUGGAAAUAGUAGAGCAAGCCCUGGAGUUCAAUCAGGAGCUGGUACUGGGAGCCAAGGUAGCCAAGGAUGGGGAGGGGGAUGACGACACACAGCCCCCACAGGAGGAGGAAGGGGGGUCCUCACCCACCUCAUCCAGUGAUGAGCAGCCAACGGUGCAGGAGGCGGUGGCAGAGCCGGAGCGCACCAAGAACGGGGAGCAGAACGGGCUGCACCGGCAGGCCAGCCUGGAGGACCUGGCUGAGUUCACUGAGGAGGGGCUGAAUGGCAUCACCCACCCAGCAGAAGAAGCCCCUGCUGCCCACACCCUGCCCCUGCCCAGCAAGCACAGUGGGGCUGAGCCUGUCCCUCCGCUGUCUCCGCUGCAGACCGAGUCCUGCGCCCAGAGCAGGAGCCCUGGUCCUCUGGGGAGGAGUGAUGGUGGUGGGCCCCACAGCCCCACGACAAUCGGACACCUCCCAUAGCACUGCCUACGUAGCACGCCCAUUUCCCUUUGGUUUGUAACAUGUUUGUGUGGGUUUUGCCUUGUUGAACGGAUGCCCGGCACGCGGCAGCGCAGCUGAGCGAGGGGCCACAUCUUCACACCUCAGAGCAAGGAACCGGGCUCUUUCUCUGCCUCCAGAUCCCACACUUGUGCUGGUUUCAGCCUCAUUUUGUACCCCAGGUGCGCUCUUUACUGCAGUAUUUAAUUUAAACGCUGCAUCUCCUUCCCCAUUCAGCCCAGCCAGGUGCACGCAGUGUGAUUUCCGUACAGGCUCACCUUUGUGUUGCACACUGGGAUGUCCAUCCCCAACCCACCCAAUGCUCACAGCGCUGAGCCACACCGGAUGCAUCCGCCGCCUUGACACUAAGUUAAUAAAGCAUCGCCCUCCCACUCUGA
Messenger RNA from Meleagris gallopavo (turkey), 5842 nucleotides. It is a transcript of the gene NES, whose product is annotated as nestin. NCBI's taxonomy places the organism in Eukaryota, Metazoa, Chordata, Aves, Galliformes, Phasianidae. Gene Ontology annotation, biological process: positive regulation of intermediate filament depolymerization. The record is from RefSeq and is a predicted model, not a curated record. Gene Ontology annotation, cellular component: intermediate filament. Gene Ontology annotation, molecular function: intermediate filament binding; CCR5 chemokine receptor binding.